Lytechinus variegatus (green sea urchin) is the source of this 2204-nucleotide messenger RNA. RefSeq lists its product as uncharacterized. The coding region runs from base 37 to 1911 and encodes 624 amino acids. Lineage: Eukaryota; Metazoa; Echinodermata; Echinoidea; Temnopleuroida; Toxopneustidae. The transcript is spliced from 5 exons. The record is from RefSeq and is a predicted model, not a curated record.
GUCUGAUCAACCACAUUGACUGAAAGGUCUUUGAAAAUGGAGUUCAAGAAGAUCACAAGACUAACAGUUUUUCUAUGUCUCUUCUCUGCUGUACUCUCUGUUAAUGUACAACAUGGAAAGAACUCUAGGUUUAAGAAAUCAGCGGAAAUGGAGGAAGCUCUGAUGCACCCCAAAAGGAUGUACAAACGAGCGUCUACACCACAAAGGGACGCCGACAAAGGACCUCGUGUUGAAGAUGGUGACACUGGCAUCGGUGAGAUAUCCCAAUUUCUUGACGAAGGUUUUAUGCGACGUAUAGAACUGGACGAUUCAGAGAUGCACGAUCCGCCAAACAUCAAGAAAUCUUUACGACCACAAAAUGGAUAUGACCUAGAUGGGAUGCAUCGAAGGCCUCCAUCUACAUUACGAAAGGAUUCCUCGCCAAAAGGCGGCAAUGAUGAAAAUGUGGACGAUGACAUCGGUGAGAUCUCUCAAUUUCUUGACGAAGGUUUGAUGCGACGUAUAGAACUGGACGAUUCAGAGAUGCACGAUCAGCCAAACAUCAAGAAAUCUUCACGACCACAAAAUGCUGACGACCUAAAUGGAAUGCAUCCAAGGGCGAUACCCCAAAAGGAAUCCUUACCCAAAGGCGGUAAUGCUGAGAGUGGUAAUGCUGAUAUUUCCCAAAUUCUUGACGAAGAAUUCAUGCAGCGUAUGGAGCUGGAUGAUUCAGAGAUGCACGAUCCCUCAAACACCAAGAAAUCUUCAAGACCACAACGGGGAAUCGACGUAGCUGACAUGAAUCCGAAGCCUGGUGUACAUGGAGUUCAAACCGAAGACGAAAUUGUUGAAGAUCCGGCCAUCAGGGAUUCCGAUUUAUUUUCGCUGAUGGGAAAGGACAUAUUUCAGCAAAUUGCAUUUGAUGACAGCGUCAUGCACCAAGGCAAGACUGCAGAUCAAAAGUUCCACCCAUCUUCAAAGUCAGAACGUCCUCCAGAGGAAAUGGGCCAGCGUAUCAUGCAUCCUCACGGCGCCACUCGGAAGGACAACCCUGCCAAGGCGCCAUCCAAGGAAGACGUCUCAACAGAACUUGAUGAAGAUUUCCUGCGGCAAAUGGAACUUGAUGACAGCCGUGUUCACUCUGUCGAUGACCGUAUAGGGUGGGAAAAAUCUUCGUAUUACAAAGGCAAGGAUAAAAAGGCAAGUCUUCGAAUACAUCCGGAGAUGGCUCUUCAAAACCAUGACGUGGAUGACCAAGAUGCGGGUGACGAAAUCGACGUCGAUGAUUUACUCGGACGAGAUUUCAUGAAACGCAUGGAAUUCGACGACUCAUAUCUUCAUGAUUCUAAUCCACAUCUUCGGGAAGAUGUCGCUGGAAGGUUAGUCGAGGAGAGGAGUAGGUCUGGCAUUUCUCGUCGUCUACUGUCCCUUCAAGAGGAUGAGAUUAUGCCACAGAUGGCGAUGAAGAACGAAGGAAAGUUGAGCCAAAUAAAAGCUCGGCUAGGUUUUCCAAUUCAUGCAUCCUGUCGACUAAGCUGGAUGUUUGGUGUAAACUGUUCGACAGUUUCUAUGGAUCUUGUAAAUCAAAUCAAGAAGUGGUCAGGAUCAGAUAACUGUGAUCAAGGGGGAGAGAAAUGCCUCUACUCACUUGUCUCCGUAAACAGUACAAUUCUGCUAGCCAAACAUGAGACUCCAAAGCAACACUACGUAGAUGACCUCAGCUUCAAGUUUACACAAAAGGGAGCAAAUUGCGCAGUGCAUGGAUAUUCAACCUCAGAAACAUGGUAUGCCGUCCUGGACAAAGGAACAAACUAUUGCAAUCUUCACAACUUAAUCACAGGAAGUGGACUGGAUGAAACAAAGGGCUACAAAGAAAAUACUAAUGACGGCGAGUGUACCCAAUAUUCUUCUUCAGAUUGUGACGUUUAUUGAUACAAUGGCUAGGUUUUGUCAGGUCAAUAGCUUCCAGGAGAACAAUCAUAUUUAGAGAAUUAUAAUGCACUCAAAUUUAAUAAGAAAUCGAAUUAAAUGCUAGAUGCAAUCUCAUGUUGCUAAGUACUUCUCAUUACACAGCAUGCAUUUAUAAACAAAACCAUGUUUAUUCAUUGAUGAAUGUUUAAUCACUCACUUACUAUGCACAUGUAGAGUCAAGGGCCCGUAUUCUGAAGUCGGGUUUAACUUAAACUCAGGUUUAAAGUUGUGGUUUAAGUAUGGACAGCCAAUUG